Molecule: messenger RNA, 2506 nt
Organism: Caenorhabditis sp. 36 PRJEB53466
Lineage: Eukaryota; Metazoa; Nematoda; Chromadorea; Rhabditida; Rhabditidae
Source: the annotation of a GenBank genome assembly
AUGCUGAACUCGACGUUUACGAAAGAGGAAAGAGAAGAGGUGGUGAUCCCGUUGAAUGGGGAUGUACACGAGCAACACGAAGAACAUCCACAGUCACAGCAACUAGAACCGACCGACAUUGAACCCGAUCAGCUUUGCGGCUGCACUCGCGCCGAAAUUAUUGUGAUGAAACACGCGAUCAAGCAUUACAACGACAUAAUUAAGCGGCUCUUGCAUUCCGAUGGUAGCUCACUGUUAGCCCCGUAUCUGCUAACUGAUCUCUUACAGAAUUCGAAGUGCGUCGUUGUGCAAAUGGGCAAGUGGUCUCGCAGGGUCGAUGCACUGGACCAAAUGCCGGAGGCGGAGUGCCGACCGAGGAAUUGCAGAAGGCAUUGAAAGAAAGAGAUCAUGCCCGUGCCGAAGCGGACAAACUGCAUGCCAAUUACGCAACUCUUUUUGCUUCCUUCACGAGUAUCCGUGAGGCUGCCAACGAUAUCCGUGGAGAGUACGACGACGCUGCUGAUAAACUUAAAUUGGCGGCUGCGGAAGUGGAAGAAUGGCAGAACAAAUUCCAGGCGAUAAAAGAGAAUGCCAACGCCGAGCUCGAGCGGUAUUCCAUCAGAAGCGUUCCAUAGAAAAACAGGGUUUCAGAGCUUCCAUUGAGUACGAUGAUUUGGUGAGAAGCCACGAGGAAACACGAAGGGGCUCCGCCUGAAAGUCAGACGCCUUGAAAUCGAAUUGGCGAGCAAAAACGACGAGAACGGUGUGCUGACGAAUCGUGUUUCGGAACUGUCGGCCAUUUGCGAUCAACUCAUCAACGACGUCGACUUGUGCGAGUCGAUGUCCGGCCACUCGAUGGAUGCAUAAUUAGCUGCAACUCGCUACCCGAUUAAUUGUGAAUAACACAUGAAACGCUUUUUCUUUUUAUCAUUGCUGGGUUUUCAAUCAUUGUUAUGGGCGUACAGGAACAAUGUUCCUAUCUUUUGCUUUGACUUGUUCAUAUGUAUCAAGUCUUAUUACAGCUCAGAAUAUGAAGAAAGUAGAGAUUCUGAAAACCCCGCGCCCUCAAGUGCUUCUGGCGGCCGUCCGUCCACCCUCAGUCCCCUGCUCGGGCAGAAAAUCUCCAUAAAGGCAAGGCCGACGGCUGACGACGUGCCUUUUCUGGAGAGCCCCCGAGCAAUGAAGGAAGCGGUCCGGUUUGUUUCGGACAUUGGUGAAAUAACCGACAGUAUAUCGGUACGACUUCUAUCUUUUCUUCGGAAAACUACUCUUUCAGGAACUUGUAUCGAGCAGUCCGAAUUUCAUAGUAAUCUCAGCAAUCGGACCACAGGGAUCCGGAAAAUCGACUUUACUCAGCAUGCUGGCGGGGAACAAUUCCCGACAAAUGUACAGGUUUGUUGAGCACUCACAUUUUCUAGCUUUCGAAUUUAUCAUUUUUGUUCAGGGAAUACGUUUUCCGGCCGGUGUCACGCGAAGCGAACGAACAAUCUCGUCAUCAGACAUCUCUGAUCGAUGUGUACAUUAUCAACCACAUGAUAUUUUUGGAUUGUCAGCCAAUGCACAGCUUCUCGAUCGUCGAGAGUCUUCCGAAAACGCGAGGGGGCAGGUUUGACGAAGCCGCUGCACUAAGCGAUGUAAUUUGGAAGGACUGGGAAGAGAAGGAGUAGUUCAUUUCCAGACAAUCCGUCUAACCGCUUUCCUUCUGUUCGUCAGUCACACCGUUCUCGUCGUUUCGGAAGCGCAUUACGACAAAUACUUGAUCGACACGAUUCGAGCAGCCGAGCAGAUCCGUCCCUAUCUCCCUUGUUAUCGCCCUACACUUGAAAUUUACCGACGCACCAAUCUGAGUGAGACUGGCCAUUCCCAGCCCUGAUUUUCACACAAAACCGUUUUCAGUUUUCAUAAAAACAAAAGCAACUAGCCUCGACUUCGCCCCAUCUGUAAUUAGGGAACGAGAAGAGGUGAUUCGACUGUCAUUCCGAGAUGCGAGAUGGGUGAGAGUGUCCAAUGAACCGAUGAAAGCACACAUUCCCUUAGAGGAGAUACGGACGCGAAGAGAGCACAUUCAUGGUAUCUCUGACUUUUUCUUUGCACCUCAAUUAUUAUUUUACCCAGAUUUACUCGACGAAGACGUUGACGAAGUGAAAUUGAACGAGUUUGACGAGAGCAUCGCUCGGAUUCGCGAUGAAUUGCAGAAGAAUCGAGCAGAGUUCACGAUUGAUUCAGCGGCAAUGGACGAAAAGAAAUGGUCAGUGAACUGCAGUGAACUGCAGUGAAGCAACCCGAAUAUGUGUACUUUAGGCUGGAGAUGUGUCGAGAAGUCAUCCGAGACAAGAUACUGCACACGUCGCUCAAAGACUUUCAGAGCGGUCAACUUGACGUGCUCGAGAUGCCACUCAACGCCGACCCGGCCCGAGAGAUCCCGUCCAGAGCAGAGACGCCAGGUGAGACUCAUCAAGUCGCUCAACAAGCUUGAAACUGGAAUUCGUUUUCAGAGAUGCUUGAGUCGGAGGACGAGGAGGACUAA